Messenger RNA from Salvelinus namaycush (lake trout), 2246 nucleotides. RefSeq names its product sialin. The transcript is spliced from 12 exons. The record is from RefSeq and is a predicted model, not a curated record. Gene Ontology annotation, molecular function: transmembrane transporter activity. Gene Ontology annotation, biological process: transmembrane transport; monoatomic anion transport. The coding region runs from base 390 to 1943 and encodes 517 amino acids. Lineage: Eukaryota; Metazoa; Chordata; Actinopteri; Salmoniformes; Salmonidae.
AUCGCAAACAUUGUACACAACACUUUUAACACUGUUUUUACUUUGUCUGUGCCAAGUGGAAAGGCUACAAGCAGUAAGGACGCUACAGGCGCUAUAUGGCAAAACGGGGAGCUCUUUACACAUUUAUUAAAUACGACAGGUGCAACGCAAACCAGAGGGCUUUGGUUGAAGAGUCCAUUCGUUCUAGAAUCAACAUGUAUAAGCCACACCACCAGCCAGCCUAAAACUAUUUGGAGCAUCAUCUGAAGAAGAAGAAGAAGAAUGUAUGAUGCUCUCCAGUCCUAUGAUCUAGGUCUAGAAACUCAAUAACAGCAAGGCACUAUGGUUAGGUGACCUCAGAUCACACUCACUUCAUUCCAUCUCUGGCUGUCACCUGACUGGUGGUUGCCAUGGCUUUACAAAAUGGAUACUCCAUCAACUCCACCCCACUGGACGAGAGUGGAGACACAUCACCCCUACUUAAAAAAGAAGUGGUGGAUGUUGAUGAUUCAGUACCUCCACAAUGUUGCUCUGCACGCUGCAAUCUGGCCAUCAUGAUGUUCUUCGGAUUCUCCGUUGUCUACGGUCUCCGUGUCAAUCUAAGUGUUGCCAUGGUCGCCAUGGUCAAUGGAACCAAUAGCCAACCAUCUCUCAACAGCUCAGUUGGCCAUGAGUGCCCAGUGUCCUCCCAUGGGAACAACAACAGCAGCCAAACCCCAGACCAACCAGACGGGAUACCUCAGUACUCGUGGGAUUCUCCAACUCAGGGCCUGCUGCUGGGGGCGUUCUUCUUUGGCUACCUGGUGACUCAGAUCCCUGGGGGUUACCUGGCCGGGCACUUUGGGGGGAGUAUCUUCUUGGGGGGAGGGGUGCUUGGCACUGCAGCCCUCACCCUCCUCACCCCCCUGGCAGCUCAGCUAGGACCCUACUGGCUGUUUGGCUUACGGGCACUGGAAGGAUUUGGGGAGGGGGUGACAUUCCCGGCCAUGAUGGCCAUGUGGGCUCGCUGGGCUCCCCCUCUAGAGAGGUCUCGUCUUAUGACCCUGUCGGGGUCAGGGGCAAACUUUGGGGCUUUUGUAGCCCUGCCCCUCACCGGCUUCAUCUGUCACAGUCUGGGCUGGCCCGCUGUCUUCUACAUAUGUGGGGGUGCUGGUUGCAUUUGGACAGUGUUCUGGUUCAUUCUGGUGUCUGACCAGCCUGGCACUCAUCCACGAAUCAGCACAAGAGAAAAACAUUACAUCAUCAACUCCAUAGGAAAAGAUGGUGGUGCCCAUGGCUGGUCAGUGCCUUUGUUACCCAUGGUGCUCUCUGUUCCCCUGUGGGCCAUCAUAGUGUCUCAGAUGUGUGCCAACUGGGGUUACUACACUCUGCUCACCUCACUACCCACCUACAUGGACACGGUGCUUCACUUUGACCUCCGACAGAAUGCCUUUCUCUCAGCUCUGCCCUAUCUGGGUGGCUGGGCCUUCUCAGUGAUAUCAGGUGUAGUAGCAGACAGCCUCCUGGAGAAGGAGCUGUUGAGUGUCACAGCAGUCCGCAAGAUCUUCACUAUCACAGGUCUGCUGCUGCCUGCAGCAUUCCUGGUUGCUGUGGGCUACUCCGGCUGCAGUGGGGUGUUGGCUGUGACCUUUCUCACCCUCUCUACAACUGUAGGAGGCACCAGUGCAGCCGGGGUCUUCAUCAACCAGAUAGACAUUGCUCCACGGUAUGCGGGGGUGCUUUUAGGAAUCACCAACACUUUCGGGACUAUCCCAGGUGUUGUCGCGCCGAUCGUCACAGGUUACCUCACCAAAGAUCACUCCUUGGCGGGAUGGAGGAAUGUGUUCUGUCUAUCGGCCGGGAUCAGCGCCGGAGGAGCGAUUGUCUUCACCUUGUUUGGCAGCGGGAAGGUCCAGAAAUGGGCCCUGGCAGAGGAGGAUCAGGAGCAGGCAGAAACAGAGAGAGACGGGUUAAUCCCUACAUGACAGACAGACAUGACCUAAAGGGAAUAGGACCUGUAAGAAAUAAGCUGACCUCAGGUUAACUUAACUCCCCAUCAGGUGGUUUUAAAAAGGAUGGACCAGUGCAUUUUAAUAGUCUCUUAGUACACUGUGUUGGGAAUGGGACCCUAUAUAUAAUACAAUAUUCAUGAUAGAAAUAGGGACUUUUUAAAAAGGCCUCUUUAUAUUCCAAAUGCCUUUCUUUAGUAUUGUUUACAACAAUCUGUUUCUGACCACGUUUGGUAUUUAUACUGAACAAAAAAAUAUAAAUGCAACAAGUAAAGUGUU